AGAAGAUUGAGAAUGCGUAUAUGUCCAUCAAGCCAUGGUUGCCGUUCUAUCAAGACGAAUUGCGCACGGCGCAUGAAUUAGGGCCAGAGGGCCGAGAGAAACUUCGGCAUCCCAUUGAAGGAACGCAGUACACUCUCGUUUUCAACAAUGCUGGUUCUGCUCAGCUGAUUUCAACAUCGCACACAACCCAUGGGCUGGCAUCAAUGUUCUCAGGAACGAAGGAUUUCGGACCAACAACUGUGUACCGAGGCUGUGACGAAGUGGCCAUCCAUGCCGUUCGGGAUCCACCAGUAAAAGAUUCCAGCCUCGAGUUGUAUCAAAAUGGUCCGAAAGUCCCCAGCCCCCUACCCGAACAUUGUCAUCAGGGUCCAAUCAUCACGAAUCGCAAGAGAGUAGUUUCUAAUAAGAUGGAGGAAAAUGUUCAUGAAGUGACCGACUUGAUCCUCAUUGUCCAUGGAAUCGGCCAGGGUUUGACAGCACAAUACGAGUCGUUCAAUUUCGUCUACGCAACAAAUAUGUUCCGAAACGUUGCACGGAAGCAAUCAGUCUCACCCGCUUUAGCUUCCAUCGUGAGGUCGAAGCGUGUUCAGUUCCUUCCAGUUCAGUGGCGUGCCAGUAUGAAAUACGAUCUGGACAAGAAAGGGUCCAAAGAUGGGUUGGAUAAUGAGUUUACACUAUCUGAGAUAACCCCGAAAGGAAGCAUCCCCUUCAUAAGAGAGCUUACAAAUGGUGUUCUAACGGAUAUUCCCUUAUAUAUGAGCCAUCAUCGGGAACGUAUGAUUGAAUCGGUUUGUUACCAAGCGAACCGAACAUAUCGUCUGUGGUGUGCUCGGAACCCUAAUUUUGAGAAACAGGGCAGGGUGCAUCUCGUUGCCCAUUCCCUCGGUACGGCCCUCGUGGCGCACAUCCUUUCAAAUCAACCAACCAUCGUUCCCCCGUUGUCCACUGUUCCGCCCAAGCAGGCCAUGAGAGAGAUGGAGCAUUUUUUGUUCAAUACAAGCACCGUGUUUAACCUUGGUAGUCCUCUGCCCGUUUUUCUCCGUAUCCACGAUACUCAACUGAUAGCACGGAAGGGCCGUGAGCGAACAAUGUACUCCCCGAAUGAUGAAGCGCUAGAUCGGGUCGGAUUCUUCGGGUGCCUUGCGACAGACUCAAUUUACAACAUCUUCAAUCCCGCUGAUCCUGUCGCCUACCUCAUGAACCCAUGUGUUGAUUCAGAACGAGCGCGCGAACUGCCCCCUUCUUCGAUACCCAAUGUGAAUACACCCGUGUUGGCCCCUUUGAGAUCGAGGAUGAGCAGACUGUUCGACUUCAGCGGAGGUAGUCGCCGGAAGUCGGCCGGUUCUCCAUCGGGAGCAUCCCCUUUGGAACGGUCGACAAUGCAUCAAGGGAUGCAAGUCGGUAUUGAACUGCCAGAUAGUGGAUCGGAGGCAAAGGUUUUAGAAGGGGAUAGAGCAGAGCGAAGAUUUAAAGCAUUGAAUUCGCAUGGAACGCUGGAUUAUUACUUGCCAGGUGAAGGGAACUUGAGCGAAUAUGUUGAUAUGAUCACGGCUCACUCAUCAUACUGGAAUGACCCAAGUCUUGCAGCUUUCAUAUUGUCUGAAAUCUUUGUCAAGAAAGUUGACCUACUACGAACAGGAAUUGGUGCAGAUGAGCUUCCCUACAGCUCAUAUUAAAUGGAAUAUUAUGUGUUCACUCAUUCUGGGACAGUUUGUUUCACAACUGGUGCUCAUAUGUGCACCAUCAUCCCUGUUCUCUUCCAACUUGGCUGGGCAAACCUGUAUCUGCUAUAUCGAUGUGAGGUCUCAGGGGGGUUGCUCAGCACACCAAAGUGUUACAAUGAUGUAUAUUGUAUGGUAGUGUUAAGUGGUACUGGAAGGUGCUGCUUGGUCACAUGAUUACAAAUACAACCUGGUACAUGUGA
Molecule: messenger RNA, 1924 nt
Organism: Cantharellus anzutake
Lineage: Eukaryota; Fungi; Basidiomycota; Agaricomycetes; Cantharellales; Hydnaceae
Product: DDHD domain-containing protein
Exons: 21
Coding region: 21-1676 (551 amino acids)
Cellular component (GO): cytoplasm
Molecular function (GO): glycerophospholipase activity; metal ion binding
Source: RefSeq, a predicted model, not a curated record